GAUAACCAAGUGUUGUCGUGUUGCUCCCCGAUCCCGGAGAGGAUUGGGUGGAUAGAGAUGAGCAGAUAGUUGUGUUGCACGGCACGGCUGCACCCCACAUCUGGUAUUGUCCUAUAUACUCUAUCUAGUAGUAGGAGUAUCUUUUAUCUGGAUCUCCACGAAUUCGCAGCUCCGUCUUCUUCCUCCUCCUUUUUCCACUGCAAAUCGAGAAAAGUAAACCAGAGAAGGGCAGCUCACCGGCGUUGACUUGGGGUCUGCCCGCCCGCCUGCCUGUCCGGAUCUGUGGUAUCCCGGCGGUCAAAGCCGGCAAGCCCAAUCCACGUGCUCCAGCCUCGCCUAGUCGUAAUCCAGCAAGAACACGAGCACGCCCUAGGAGUAGUAGCAGCCACGAUCUCCCCGAGAUCGAUCUCGCGCCACGCGCCAUUAAUCCCGCCCCGCCCCAGACCUUCCUUCUACACCUACUCCUACCCUACGGCGCGACGGUCGACUGAUCGAGGGUCGAGGCGAUCAUCGAUGGAUCCCAACAUGGCGGGGCACACCGGGGCCAGCCCGUUCCUGGUCUCGCCGGCGACGGGGCGCGCCAUGACCCCCUCCGCCUCCUACGACGGCAAGCCGGCGGCGGCGGACGCCGGGGCGGAGUUCGUGCUGGAGUCCAAGGGCACAUGGUGGCACGCGGGGUUCCACCUCACCACGGCCAUGGUUGGCCCGACGGUGCUCACGCUGCCGUACGCGCUGCGCGGCAUGGGCUGGGCGCUCGGGCUCGCCGCGCUCACCGCCGUCGCCGCCGUCACCUUCUACACCUACUACCUCAUGUCCCGCGUGCUCGACCACUGCGAGGCCGCCGGCCGCCGCCACAUCCGCUUCCGGGAGCUCGCCGCCGACGUGCUCGGGUCCGGGUGGGUGUUCUACGCGGUGGUCACCGUGCAGACCGCCAUCAACGCCGGCAUCACCAUCGGCAGCAUCCUCAUCGCCGGCAACUGCCUCCAGAUUAUGUACGAGAGCUUGGCGCCGGAUGGCACCCUGAAGCUGUACCACUUCAUCAUCAUCGUCGCCGUCGUGUUGUCGCUCUUCUCGCAGAUGCCGUCGUUCCACUCGCUGCGGUACAUCAACCUCGGGUCCCUUGUCCUAGCCUUCGGCUACACCAUCCUCGUCUCCGGCGCGUGCAUUCGGGCAGGUAUGUCGAGCAAUGCUCCGGUGAAGGAUUACUCGCUGAGCCCGUCAAAGUCCGGGAAGAUGUACGACGCCUUCCUCUCCAUCUCCAUCCUGGCCACCGUGUUCGGCAACGGCAUCCUGCCCGAGAUCCAGGCCACCCUGGCGCCGCCGGCGGCGGGGAAGAUGGUGAAGGCGCUCGUGCUCUGCUACACCGUGGUCUUCUUCACCUUCUACCUGGCAGCCAUCUCCGGCUACUGGGCCUUCGGCAACACGGUGCAGUCCAACGCGCUGCAGAGCCUGAUGCCGGACUCGGGGCCGUCGCUGGCACCGACGUGGCUGCUCGGCCUCGCCGUCGUGCUCGUCCUCCUCCAGCUGCUGGCCAUCGCGCUGGUGUACUCGCAGGUGGCGUACGAGAUCAUGGAGAAGGGGUCGGCGGACGCGGGCCGGGGCCGGUUCUCGUGGCGGAACCUGGCGCCGCGGGUGGCGCUGCGGACCUUGUACGUCGCGGCGUGCGCGUUCGUGGCGGCGGCGCUGCCCUUCUUCGGCGACAUCGUGGGCGUGGUCGGCGCCCUGGGGUUUAUCCCGCUCGACUUCGUGCUCCCCGUCGUCAUGUACAACAUGGCGUUGGCCCCGCCUAGGAGGUCGGCGGUGUACGUGAUCAACGUGGCGAUCAUGGCCUUGUUCACCGGCGUUGGGAUCAUCGGCGCCAUUGCUUCCGUGCGGAAGCUUGUGCUCGACGCCGGACAGUUCAAGCUGUUUAGUGACCAUGUCGUCAGCUGAAUUGGUUUCUUGCCCCGUAUGUAGAUCAUUUUUAUCAUUUUUUAGGGGAAUAUCUUUUUACAGCUCGGGUAAAGUAGGCCGGGCGUACGUGGCCCAUCAACCA
This is a messenger RNA of Hordeum vulgare subsp. vulgare (domesticated barley), 2035 nucleotides long. Its product is annotated as probable GABA transporter 2. Gene Ontology annotation, cellular component: plasma membrane. The transcript has 4 exons. The record is from RefSeq and is a predicted model, not a curated record. The coding region runs from base 514 to 1932 and encodes 472 amino acids. Lineage: Eukaryota; Viridiplantae; Streptophyta; Magnoliopsida; Poales; Poaceae.